UUAAUAAUAAUUAUCGCGUAGGACGCGACCCCAGCAUUCGAAACGACACGUUUGCUCUGAUUGCUCGUUUCCACAAUGUUCUCGUUAUUUACAUUUUGUUUUUGUAUAUAUUACGCGUCCGGAGCGGAGUUCACUUUGCCCGGAGAAUGUCCAAAUGUGAAGAUACAUGAGAACCUCGACUAUACAAAGUUUUCAGGAGUCUGGUACAACGUAGCAAGUUAUGCUAGUGAUGGCCGAAGUAUCUACGAUUGUGCGUCACUAGACUUUCAAGAAGAUAAUCUUGGGUAUACUUUGAGAGAGACAUAUGUUGAUAUUGAUCAAGGAAAUAGAACGCAAAAAUCAUACUUUGCAAGGGUUGACCCAACUUUUGAUGCUGGUAAUAAGGCUCAGUUCAUAGUGAGCCAUGAAGAUGGAGAUAAAGUACUACAGUUCCCAUUUUUUAUACUGUCAACUGAUUACGAUGGAUAUGCUAUCGCGUACACUUGUAAGACCUUGAAGAAAAAAUUGAGAACGCACUAUGCAUUCACAUGGGUGUUGGCCAGAAGCAAGGAGAAGUUACAAGGAGAAAACCUGGAGAAAGUCGAAAGUGCUCUUUCAAAGUACCCAGAGCUGGCAGAGCACAGACAGUCAUUUGUACUGAAAGAAUUUACAGAAGCAGCCUGUGGCUACACUAAGAAAUUUGAGACUGAUUUCUUUACUAGUAAUUUCUGGUAAAAAUUUAAAUAUUUCAUGAAAACAUA
Messenger RNA from Melitaea cinxia (Glanville fritillary), 740 nucleotides. RefSeq names its product lopap-like. Gene Ontology annotation, molecular function: pigment binding. Lineage: Eukaryota; Metazoa; Arthropoda; Insecta; Lepidoptera; Nymphalidae. The record is from RefSeq and is a predicted model, not a curated record. Bases 76 to 714 code for a protein of 212 amino acids. The transcript is spliced from 4 exons.